Messenger RNA from Fusarium venenatum, 2946 nucleotides. RefSeq names its product peptidase family M1-domain-containing protein. Lineage: Eukaryota; Fungi; Ascomycota; Sordariomycetes; Hypocreales; Nectriaceae. The record is from RefSeq and is a predicted model, not a curated record. Gene Ontology annotation, cellular component: cytoplasm. Gene Ontology annotation, biological process: peptide catabolic process; proteolysis. Gene Ontology annotation, molecular function: metalloaminopeptidase activity; zinc ion binding; peptide binding.
AUGUCGUCGUCCAAGGGCCUUUUGCGACAUUUGGCUCAGCAGCAACGCCUGUGGAGCUGUUGUAGCCCACUAUCGGUGAUUACACGGCAGACGUCAGCCUCGGCUGCUUUUGUUCCUCAAGGUAUCUUCAAUGGAAUUGGGUUUGGAUUUGCAAGAGGCUUGACUUCGCUUGUAAACGGAGUUCAGCCGUUGAACAAUCGUCGAGAUAAUGGACGGCCUAUGCCGAUCGGUAUCCGGAGUCUUGUCCCCAAGAUCUCUGAUCGAGCUUGUUCCGCCCACGCCAGACUCGCCCGCAACGAAACAAUGACUGACCGCGACGUUCUCCCCGACAAUGUCAAGCCCAAGCACUACCAGCUGUCCUUAAGGGACCUUGAGUUCACCAACUGGACUUACAAGGGAACCGUCACCAUCGACUCGGAAAUCACCAAGCCUACCAAAGAAAUCAUCGUAAACACUCUCGAACUCAAGCUCUCUCGCGCCAAGGUCUUCGUCGACUCCAAGUCUGCGGAAUCGACAAAGUUUGACUAUGACGCCAAGGCCCAACGUUCUACCAUCACCUUUGACGAGGAGCUCCCCGUCGCUUCCAAGGCUGUCAUCACCAUUGAGUUCGAGGGUAUCAUCAACAAUGAAAUGGCUGGUUUCUACCGCAGCAAGUACAAGCCUACCGAGACUCCUUCCGCUUCUGUCCCCAACGAUGGCGAAUGGCACUACAUGUUCAGCACUCAGUUCGAGGCUUGCGAUGCUCGCCGAGCUUUCCCCUGCUUCGACGAACCCAACCUCAAGGCCACCUUUGACUUUGAUAUUGAGAUCCCUUCUGACCAGGUUGCUCUGAGCAACAUGCCUGUCAAGGAGACUCGUCCUUCCAAGGAUGGUUGGAACAUUGUGUCAUUUGAGACCUCUCCCGUCAUGAGCACCUACCUUUUGGCCUGGGCCGUUGGUGACUUUGAGUACAUCGAGGCUUUCACCGACCGCAAGUACAACGGCAAGCAGAUUCCCGUCCGUGUCUACACCACCCGUGGUCUCAAAGAGCAGGGCCAGUGGGCUCUCCAGCACGCUCCCAAGAUCAUCGACUUCUUCUCCGAGAUCUUUGACAUCGACUACCCUCUGCCCAAGUCUGACUUGAUCGCUGUCCACGAGUUUACUCACGGUGCCAUGGAGAACUGGGGUCUUGUGACCUACCGUACUACCCAGGUUCUUUACGAUGAGAAGACCUCUGACCCCCGAUUCAAGAACGCUGUUGCCUAUGUUGUCGCACACGAGCUUGCUCACCAAUGGUUCGGUAACCUCGUCACCAUGGACUGGUGGGAUGAGCUCUGGCUCAACGAGGGUUUUGCUACCUGGGUUGGUUGGCACGCUGUUGACCACCUGCACCCUGACUGGCAGGUUUGGGCUCAGUUUGUCAACGAGGGUAUGGAGGCUGCUUUCCGCCUCGAUGGCAUUCGCGCCAGUCAUCCUAUCCACGUUCCUGUUCGUGACGCUCUCGAUGUCAACCAAAUCUUCGACUCUAUCAGCUACCUCAAGGGUUGCUCCGCCAUUCGCAUGCUUGCCAACCACCUUGGCGUCGAGACUUUCCUUAAGGGUGUGUCUAACUACCUGAAGUCUCACGCCUACGGUAACGCCAAGACCACUGCCCUGUGGGACGCUCUCGGUGAGGCUUCAGGCAAGAACGUGACCGAGCUUAUGCACCCUUGGAUCUCCAAGAUUGGCCACCCCGUUCUUACUGUGUCUGAGGAGCCUGGUCAGAUCUCUGUCAAGCAGUCCCGAUUCCUGUCCACUGGCGAUGUUAAGCCCGAGGAUGACACCACUACUUGGUGGGUUCCUCUUGGUCUGGAAGGCAAGAAGGAUCACGCCGGUAUCGCCUCUCUAUCUCUUACCAGUAGGGAGGACACCAUUCGUGAUGUUGACGAGGACUUUUACAAGCUCAACAGCGGCGCCACUGGUUUCUACCGUGUCAACUACCCCCCUGAGCGUCUUGCUAAGCUGAGCACUCAGCUCGACAAGCUUAGCACCGAAGAUAAGAUUUCUAUUAUUGGUUCUACUGCUGACCUUGCCUUUGCUGGUAACGGCACCACCCCUGCUCUGCUGACCUUCCUCGAGGGCUUCGGUAAGGAGACCCACACUCUAGUCUGGCGCCAGGUCCUUGACUCCAUUGGUGGCGUCAAGUCCGUCUUUGGCGAGGACGAGUCCAUCAAGAAGGCCCUUGACAACUUCACCCUGAAGCUCAUUGAUGAGAAGGUCAAGGAGGUUGGAUGGGAGUUCCCCGAGGGUGAGGACUACCUCACUGGCAUCCUCCGAAAGGAGAUUAUCGGCGUUGCUGUUGCCAGCGGCCACCCUGCUGUUACUGAGGAGGCCCUGAAGCGUUUCAAUGCCUGGGUUGAGGACCCUGAGGCUAACCCCAUUCCCGCUCCUCUCCGUGUUGCUGUCUGGCGCGCUGCCAUUAUCAAGGAGCCUACCCGCACUGUUGAAAUCCUCAAGAAGGAAUGGCUCAACACCAAGUCUAUCGAUGGAAAGCUUCUCUCCCUCAGUGUUCUCGGCACGGUCAAGGAUACCGAGAUCCUCAAGAAGGAUGUCAUUCCCUUCAACUUCAACCAGUCUCCUCCGUCCAACGCUGUCCCUGCUGGAGACAUGCACGUUCUGGGUGGCUCUAUUGCCAACAACGUCGUUGGCCGUCCCGUUCAGUGGCAAUUCAUGAAGGACAACUGGGAUGCUGUUAUUACCAAGCUCGGCAACCCUGUCGUUGUCGACCGAUACAUGAACCUCAGUCUGAGCCGCUUCACGGAUGUGUCUGAUGUCGAGGAUAUUGAGAAGUUCAUGGCCGACAAGGACACCAGCAGCUUCAACCGUACUCUUGGUACCGUCAAGGACAAGAUUCGCGGACGUGCUGCUUACCGCGAGCGUGACUCUGAGAAGCUCAAGGAGUGGCUCAGCGCCCAUGGAUAUGCUUGA